GUAGCUGGAGGGAAGGGACCUGGAAGAGUUGGGAUUUUCACCAGAGAACUCUUCUCUCCAAUAGACACAGGAGGAGCACAAUCCCUCUCAAUCUCUCUGUGGGGGAGGAAGGGAAAGAUGGAGGGGUCCUUGGGUGCUGCACUGAGGGAGCAAUUGGAUUUGCUCUAGAGAAGCUCGUUCUCACUCUCUCACCUUCUCCCCCUCCUAUUAAUCCAACCUGAGACAUUGUAGGGGAGCUACUGUCAGAUCAAGGGGUCCCCAGGAGUGGCUGUGGGGGUUUCCCUUGAAUGUAAGAGACUGAUUUGCCUUCACUGGAGUCCCAUGCUUGCAGAAGAGCUUGCAAUCGCUGACAGGGAAUGAGCCCUUGGAUGAUCUGGAAAGAGUUUCACCAAUGGUCUCUGGCACAUAGCGGGGAUUGGAUCAACCGUCGGGAGCUGUUCAUGGGUGGACAAUGUCUUCCGCUUUGGAAUAAAAGAAGAUUUUAAUUCAAUAUUUUACCUGCAUUAUGUUAUUUUUACCAGCCUAACUGAUUUCUUACAAUGGUCCUCCACUUUAUCCUUUUACUUCUGCUGCUAAAGGAUGACGGCAAUGGGAAUGUUUGGUUUCUGGUGUCGGCACAGACCAAUGAAAGGAGGGUGGUGUCAUACAUGGCCGGUGACAUAAUUAUUGGUGCGUUGUUUUCGGUACAUCACCAACCCACUGUUGACAAGGUUCAUGAAAGGAAAUGUGGAGAAAUAAGGGAACAGUAUGGCAUACAAAGAGUGGAAGCCAUGUUACAUGCACUUGAUAGAAUCAACGCUGACCCAGCGCUGUUGCCAAACAUAUCUCUUGGGUGUGAAAUAAGAGACUCCUGUUGGCAUUCUGCGGUGGCUCUGGAGCAAAGUAUUGAGUUUAUCAGAGACUCCUUGGUUUCUUCCGAAGAAGAAGAAGGCUUGGUUCGUUGUGUUGAUGGAUCUUCUGCACCAUCCCGGGCAAAAAAGCCUAUUGUUGGAGUUAUUGGUCCUGGGUCUAGCUCCGUCGCUAUCCAAGUCCAGAAUUUAUUGCAGCUUUUUAAUAUACCUCAGAUUGCCUAUUCGGCCACAAGCAUGGACUUAAGUGACAAAACCCUGUAUCAGUAUUUCAUGAGGGUCGUACCCUCGGAUGCUCAGCAAGCCAGGGCUAUGGUGGACAUUGUGAAAAGGUAUAACUGGACGUAUGUUUCAGCAGUUCAUACAGAAGGCAACUAUGGGGAGAGAGGAAUGGAGGCAUUCAAAGACAUGUCAGCUAAAGAUGGCAUCUGUAUCGCUCAUUCCUACAAGAUUUACAGCAAUGCCGGUGAGCAGAGCUUCGACAAGCUGCUGAAGAAGCUACGGAGUCAUCUCCCUAAAGCCCGGGUGGUGGUGUGCUUCUGCGAGGGCAUGACCGUACGAGGGCUUCUGAUGGCCAUGAAGCGCCAGAAUCUGAUCGGAGAAUUCCUUCUACUUGGAAGUGACGGCUGGGCAGACAGGAACGAUGUGACAGACGGUUAUCAGCGUGAAGCGGUUGGUGGAAUCACAAUCAAGCUGCAGUCUCCUGAUGUGAAAUGGUUUGAUGAUUAUUACCUGCAGCUACGGCCAGAAAACAAUCUCCGAAACCCAUGGUUCCAGGAAUUUUGGCAACAACGGUUCCAGUGUCAACUGAAAGGGUAUUCACAGGAGAGUCAGAAAUACAACCGGACCUGCAAUAGUCGAAUGACUUUAAGAUCUCAGUAUGUUCAAGAUUCCAAAAUGGGCUUCGUAAUCAAUGCCAUCUAUGCCAUGGCUUAUGGACUACACAACAUGCAGACAGUGCUGUGCCCGGGAUACGCCGGACUCUGUGAUGCCAUGAAACCAAUCGAUGGUCAAAAACUUCUAGACUCCAUCAUGAAAGCCAACUUCACGGGAGUUUCUGGGGAUAUGAUCACAUUUGAUGAAAAUGGAGAUUCACCAGGAAGGUAUGAAAUCAUGAAUUUUAAGAAAAUGGGUAAAGACUAUUACGAUUACAUCAAUGUUGGGAGCUGGGAUAAUGGAGAAUUAAAGAUGGAUGAUGAUGAAAUUUGGUCCAACAAAAACUUGGUCAUCAGAUCAGUUUGCAGUGAACCUUGUGCAAAAGGACAAAUAAAGGUGAUCCGUAAAGGAGAGGUGAGCUGUUGCUGGACCUGCACUCCCUGCAAGGAGAACGAGAUUAUUUUUGAUGAGUACACGUGCAAGGCGUGUGAUCUGGGUUCUUGGCCUACAGACGAUCUGACAGGAUGUGACCCAGUUCCAGUAGAAUAUCUCCGAUGGAGUGACCCAGAGCCAAUCGCUGCCGUGGUUUUUUCAUGUCUCGGCUUGCUGGCGACAAUGUUUGUUAUGGCUGUCUUUGUUCUGUACAGAGAUACGCCGGUGGUGAAGUCGUCCAGCAGGGAGCUGUGUUACAUUAUCCUGGCUGGAAUCUGCUUGGGCUACUUGUGUACCUUUUCUCUGAUCGCAAAACCACAACAGAUUUACUGCUACCUACAAAGGAUUGGCAUUGGUCUCUCCCCGGCUAUGAGCUAUUCUGCCCUCGUCACCAAAACUAACCGCAUCGCAAGGAUCUUGGCUGGAAGUAAGAAGAAAAUCUGUACCAAGAAGCCUCGGUUCAUGAGCGCCUGUGCUCAGCUGGUCAUCGCCUUCCUCCUGAUUUGUAUCCAGUUGGGAAUAAUUCUCGCUUUAUUCCUUAUGGAGCCCCCAGAUGUUAUUUUUGAUUAUCCCAGUAUUCGGGAGGUGUACUUGAUCUGUAACACUAACAAUCUAGGGGUGGUCACUCCCCUUGGCUAUAAUGGAUUACUGAUCCUCAGCUGCACUUUUUACGCUUUCAAGACUAGAAACGUCCCGGCUAAUUUUAACGAAGCAAAGUAUAUUGCCUUCACGAUGUACACCACCUGCAUCAUCUGGCUGGCCUUCGUGCCUAUAUAUUUCGGAAGCAACUACAAAAUCAUAACCAUGUGCUUCUCCGUGAGUCUGAGCGCAACAGUCGCACUCGGCUGCAUGUUUGUGCCAAAGGUGUACAUCAUCCUUGCCAAACCAGAGCGGAACGUGCGAAGCGCCUUCACCACCUCCACAGUGGUCCGCAUGCACGUCGGAGACGGGAAAUCUUCCUCGGCCGCCAGCCGCUCCAGUAGCUUGGUUAAUCUGUGGAAGAGAAGAGGAUCAUCUGGUGAUACAUUAAGCAUUUCAUUUACUCCUGGGCCUACCCACUCCUAUUGUCAGCAGCCAAUCGGAAUCUCAAAUGGCAAAACUGUUACUUGGGCGCAGAAUGAGAAAAGCAGUAAAAGUCAACAUCUCUGGCAGAGACUUUCAGUUCACAUCAAGAAGAAGGAUAGCACCAAUCAAACGGCGAUCAUUAAGCCUUUUUCAAAAAGCAGCAGCGAAAACAGAUACAUCGGCACAUCUUUCCCCGACGCCAGUGCCAAAAUGUUAUAUGAUGUUUCUGAAGUGGAAGAACAUUAUCCAGUACAGUAUAGACCACAAACACCUUCACCGAUCAGUACUGUAAGCCAGAGAGCUUUAUCAACAACCCGCACAGAGGAUGAUAUUCCUUCAUUUCAUUCAGAUACGGCCCAAAGGAGUGGCUCCUCUCAAGGUUCCUUAAUGGACCAAAUCAGCAGUGUUGUGACCCGGUUCACGGCCAACAUCAGCGAGCUAAAUUCAAUGAUGUUGUCUGCAAAUUCACAAGGGACAAUGGUGCCCACACCUCUGUGUUCUUCCUACUUGAUCCCAAGAGAGAUUCAGCUGCCUACAACAAUGACCACCUUUGCAGAGAUCCAGCCUGCUCCUAACAUUGAUUUUAAUGGCGGGACACAGUCUAUCAGAAAGUCGUCAGACAGUGUCAAAGAUAACAGUCCAGAAGCAGCAGUAGUAAAACAAGAUAUUGAAGAGUUGGUUACUUUAACUCCACCAUCCCCUUUUAGAGACUCCAUUGACUCAGAAAGCACUUCCCCUAGUUCACCAGUUUCAGAAUCCGCUCUCUGUAGUCCAUCCUCUCCCAAAUAUGACAAUAUGAUCAUGAGAGACUACUCCCAGAGCUCCUCCUCGUUCUGAAUGUAAUUCAAAAAUAAUAUUGGAGACCAACAUCUAUGAAUAAGGGGUUGCGGUCGUGGUUUUGCACAGAUGUAAAAUACAUGCCCUUGGUAGCAGCUGAUGUUUGGCAAAACUUUCGGGCAGGGCAGAGUAGGAAUAAAAGUUCCACCACAAAAUACAGAGCAGAUAUCAUAUGAGUGGCCUUAAAAUAUGGUCUUUUAAGAGAAACUUUCAUGGAGUCAAAAAAAGAGUAUGAUAAGAGUAUGUAUUAAGUGCUUUGAUUUCAUUUAAGUUUGGCUGUACAGACAUUAAAAAACAAAAACAAAAUGGAACAGAAAAAAAAUAUAUAUUGUUUACUUAAGAUUUUUCUUCCCAGAAGUGAACCUUGAUCUUUUGUCAAUAUUAGAAGACCAAACGUGAAUGUACAUUAACUUCAGACUCAAAAUCUGGGACCAAAGUGGCAAGCAUUUUUCUAUGAAGAAACUGUAGCAAAAAAAAAACAAAAGCAGUAACUCAUAUCAAGCGACGAUGAAGCCACAUCGAUGUUUAUGUUAAGUCUAACGAGACACGGAGAGCUGACACGGAGCACUGAGUGACUGAUAUUUAGGGCUUAACAUGCAAUGUUGUUUAUGAAGUUGUCUUUUGUAACUAUUGAUCAUUCAUUAUUUUUAAAUCGUUUAUCUUUCAGAAACAUGGGACUUGGGGAAUUUAUUAGCAAGAAAAAAUUUUGUCUAUUUCACCGUGUUGCCAACAAUACUGAAGUAGCAAAAACAUUUUUUGGAGUAACGUUUUGUAUUUUUCCCUCAUAUUCGCGAGUUGUUUCGAUAAAUAUCUAUUUCUAGCAUUGGUUUAUUGAGCUAUACCUGCAUCCCGGUGAUUUGAAUGCUUUCUAAACAAAAGUACUUCUUUGCCUUCAUUUUUAUAACAAUCACUUGUAUUUCAUUGUU
Messenger RNA from Xenopus laevis (African clawed frog), 4984 nucleotides. It is a transcript of the gene grm5.S, whose product is annotated as metabotropic glutamate receptor 5. Gene Ontology annotation, biological process: positive regulation of intracellular signal transduction; regulation of postsynaptic membrane potential; G protein-coupled receptor signaling pathway. The transcript is spliced from 10 exons. The record is from RefSeq and is a predicted model, not a curated record. Gene Ontology annotation, cellular component: membrane; dendrite; plasma membrane. Bases 540 to 4058 code for a protein of 1172 amino acids. NCBI's taxonomy places the organism in Eukaryota, Metazoa, Chordata, Amphibia, Anura, Pipidae. Gene Ontology annotation, molecular function: glutamate receptor activity; protein tyrosine kinase activator activity; G protein-coupled receptor activity.